GGGUUGGAGUUUCCACAUCCACUUUCCACUUUGACUGUACCCAUUCACGCUUCUUCCUCACCCUUUUCACUUCUCCGAUUCAUCUUCAGUUUCCGUCUCUUCUAUCUCUCUAUAUUCUAAGUAAGUUUUCGUUUUAUGCAUAAUAUCACGUGCUUUUGUUUUCCAGGCCAAUUCAAUAAUUUUUGGGCUAAUUUUCCUUUUAAAGCUCCUUGUCCUGGAAUUUCAACCUUUUCUUUUUAAAGAAAGAAACUUUAAUUCUAAAUUGGGAACAAACUUAUUAAUUGCGUGGAUCGACCUGAGUCCCACUUCCCUAAGGUCGAGGAUUUGUGAAAAGUUUUAAUUUUUUUCUUGUUUUGUUUCGAUUUUGUUGAUGGGAAAUUGGUGGGUGGUUUCUGAUGUGGAAAUUAUGUUUCAGGUUGGAGAGUAGGUUUGGGUGAAGGAGAAAGGGUUCCUUUUUUAUUUUAUUUUAUUUUAUUUAUUUUUGUGGGUAAGGACACAACAGCAUGCGGUGGUGGCUUAGUCUUUCUGUUGAUGUAUUUCGCAAAGGGAUUUCGUUGAAUCUGUAUUGCAAAGUGAUUCUGUAAUUUGUUUGUUGUGAUCUAAACCCUACUCAUCUUCUCUUUUAGCCGUUUCCAUGGGAUCCAAUUUCUUUGUUGUUCUUCCUUGCUACGUCCGUCAGAUCAGCUGAACGGUAGCAUAGCAAACUCUUCCAAACACAAAUUCAUCUAAAAAACCGUUAAUUAGCCUUUUCCUUUUUCUGAAGAGUGUUUAGUUAUAGGAGUUUGUCGUUUAGUUAUUUGGGCAUAGUUUAAUUGUUAAGUCAAAAACUGUUGCACUGGCGUGGAGGUGAAAAUAUUAGUUGUCCUCAGAAAAAAAAAAGGUGUGGUUCUUGCAUUUUGAAUUGGAGAGGGUUGGGAAGUAGUUAUGGUGUGCCAAGCAGCGAGUCAAACGAGAUUUCGGGCAUUGAAACAUGAAAAUGGAAUUGCCGGGAGCUCCACCAUUAUAGUUAGAGUUAUAGCAUGCUUUCAACCUCUCAGAGAAUGCCAGGCUGAAUAUUUCCGUCAUUUGCUCAAACCUGUCACGUAAUUGUUUUGCCUUGCUCCGUUUGGGUGGGUUAAGCCGGUGCUUUUAGUUGUUUUCCUUGUUCGUGAAAGAAGCCUUUUGUUACAAAUAGCUCUUGAGUUGUAAUCAUUUUUCUUCAGGUGAUUGUUCUGAUUGAAUGGGAAAAGAUUGUGGAACCUGGGUGCCGCAUCUACAAUUUGGAUGGCAAUCACCAAAUCUGAAACCCCUUGAUGUGGGGAAGCAAGAUGGUAGUUCUGCAGCUAUGAACCCUGGCUAUAAUAUGAUCUCUAGCAAUGAGACAAUGCCAGCUUUUGCGUCCUCUUCACUGCCACAUUUGCAGUUAGGACAUUCUGAUGAACCUGGUGGUUGGUUUUAUUGUUUGCCACGCUUUCGACAGGGAUUUACUCCUGCUCCAAACUUCACAGCUGAGGGUAAACCCCUUGCUGAUCAUGUGAAAGGUUUUGGUGACAGAAUUGCUCCCCAUGGUGAACCUAGCACCCCUCAGAAACAAUUUCUUGUUAUUGACCAAACGGGUGGUCAAACGACUAUUGUUUAUAGUUCUAGGUUUGGGAGUCCCAGUGAAUGCCGUGCUUCUUGGCAUUCAAAAUUGCAUGGUGCUAACUAUUUAAGGGGGAAUGAACCUUUAAGAAGAGAUUUGAAUCUGAAUUUGAAUCAUUUGACUCGGCCAACAUUGGCCAAUACAGUCGAUGAGAAUCCGGGAACCAGCAUUGAAAGUGAGAUGCAUGAAGACACAGAAGAAAUUAAUGCAUUGCUUUACUCGGACAGUGAUGACUAUUCUACCCAGGAUGGUGAUGAUGAUGAUGAAGUUACUAGCACGGGGCAUUCUCCAAGUACAAUGACCACUCAUGAUAACCAUCAAACCUUUAGGGCAAGUGUAGAAGAAGUUGCGAGCUCUUCCAGUAAAACCAAGAAGAGGAAGCUAUUGGAUGGUUAUUAUGAUGACAUCCAACUCAUCGAUACAGCCAGUUCUCAGAAUCUGAACAAAUCUUUUGCCACAGGAGAUGAUGCAGAAUCAAGAUGUUCUAGUAACAACAAUGAGGGAUCCUUGUCCGGCAGUAAGAGGAUGAAAAAGGAGAAGAUACGAGAUGUUCUGAGCAUUCUCCAGAGCAUAAUUCCUGGCCGGAAGGAUAAGGACCCAGUCAUGCUUCUCGACGAUGCCAUACAUUGCUUGAAAUCCUUAAAACACAAGGCUCAAGCGCUCGGACUUGAUGCCUUGUAAGUUGGAGAAUUCUUACCUGACAUGUCAUUGUUAGUCACGUAAGUAGUAUUUAUAAUGUAAGUUCUGGUCUGUUGCUUUGCUGGUUGUUCAUCAUACUUCAUGGAGUCUGCAGAAUAAACAAGGUAAUGGUUGUUAAGGAGCUUGUGCUCAGCAACGUACGUGUUACUUGUGAAAAACCGAGUAUAGUCUUCUGAAGCUCUUUCUUAGUUGGAGCUCGGAGAUCAGCUGUUAUAGUCAGUGAAUUGAAUCUAUGUUAAGCAUUGUAAUGAAAUCUAUGUUAAGAAUUGUGUAACGAAAGAUGGAAGUGUUCAUUGUAUCAAGCGCAAUAAAGGAACUAUGAAUCUUUAGUCCGUGUCUUAGACCAAGAGAAAGUAGCACUCACACCGGAGCAUAAGUGAACCAUUUUGAAUGAGAAGGCUGGUUGGUUAUUCCACAUAAGGAUCCAAAAACUAAGUGCACGCUGAUAUGGGACCAAACUUGUUUCCUGUUUUUCGUAUCCUUGUCAUGUUUAAAUCCUUUGUGGGUUAGGAUCAGAUGAAGAUAAUUUUCACUAUCUGUGAGAGUUCGAGGUAACUUUGUAGCUUGCAUGUGGGAAACAGAUAUUUGUAUUCGAGUUGUUCCCUACUUACUACAUUUAUGGGUUUGUGUUGUGUGUCGUAAUUGGUGUAUGGACUACUUAAAGAGGAUGGUAUGAUGUCUCUAUGGUUGGAUGCUAUUUAAUAUGGAUGGUGUUACUGUUGUCUUUUUGCUUGUGUAUUUACAUCGCAUGCACGCAUUUAUGAUAUGUGAAAGUGAUGUCUUUUUAAAUAUUUGGUCUUGCCAAGCAAAUAAGAAAUUUGUAACAUGUUUUCAUUACAAAUUAUGGUGAAAAUGCAUUCAAAAGUGAAAAUUAAGGAGAAAUUGUGUAUUUUA
Cajanus cajan (pigeon pea) is the source of this 3214-nucleotide messenger RNA. RefSeq names its product transcription factor bHLH143. The record is from RefSeq and is a predicted model, not a curated record. NCBI's taxonomy places the organism in Eukaryota, Viridiplantae, Streptophyta, Magnoliopsida, Fabales, Fabaceae.